UGUAUGUGUAAUGUCACUUAAUUAAUUUAGGUGACAAAAAUUGUUCUUCUUUGUGGAACUAUUUCAGCAUUCUUUUGUGUGCUGACAAAAGGGGUAGCUGACUUGACAGAGCAGAUGCCCAAAUUUAGAGAAGGAUGUAGCUGGGUUCACUUCAGUAUGCUGAUUAUCUACUGCAGUUUCCUGCCCAGAUGCACAGGGAGGAAGUGUAACUCAAAUGUUAUCAUAGUAUUUUGGGCAGUGCAUAGAGGGGCUGUGUCCUGACACAACUGCUGGAAUAAGCACCCUGAUCAAUCAUCAUCCUGAAACCCCAGCUUUACAAGCUCUUGACAAGAGGACAAUAAACAAAAGACAGCAAUGGAAAACCUGGAUCUUGAGAAGGGACUUACCAUUGAUGAAAUGACAGCCCUAUGCAUCGGAAAUUUUGAUUCAAAUGGAAGCCCUAAGGAUCGCGAAAUGGUUCAAAUGUUUCUUAUGAUGCAUCCCUGGUAUAUCCCAUCUGGAGACCUAGCUAAGAAACUUUUUACUCUUUCAGAUGCUGGUAAUAAUACAGAACGGGAAAGAAUUUGCCAUCUUGUGAGAUUCUGGAUAGCUGAAUACCCAGCUGAAUUUGAUCUGAAUCCUGAGCUGGGAGAUCAAAUUAGAGACCUGAAGAGAGCACUGGAAAACAAAGGAAAUCGCAGAGAGAGCAGCCUGAUAGACAUUGAGAGCGUCCCAUCUUUUGGCUGGAAGAGACAAGUGACAGAACGAAGGCAAACUGGGGGCAGAAUAAGAAAGACAUCUCUUCUAUUUGAUCACCUGGACCCAGCUGAACUUGCAGAACAUCUAACACAUUUGGAAUUUCACUCAUUCUCAAAGAUUUUGUUUCAGGAUUAUCAUAGCUUUGUCCUGCAUGGUUGUACUGUGGGAAACCCUGUCUUGGAAAGAUUCAUAGCCCUCUUUAAUGGUGUUUCUCAGUGGAUCCAGCUUAUGGUGCUCAGCAAACCUACUCCACAACAAAGGGCAGCUGUCAUUAAGCAGUUUGUACAAGUAGCAGAGAAACUUCUAGAGCUACAAAACUUUAACACCCUUAUGUCUGUUGUUGGCGGCCUCAGCCAUAGCUCUAUCUCCCGCCUAAAAGAAACACAGACCCAUGUUGGUGCAGAGACUAUCAAGGUCUAUGAUUCUCUUUUGGACCUCCUUACAUCUUCGGAUAACUAUGCAAGAUACCGACGCAGGCUUGCGCUUUGUGAAGGCUUUCGUUUUCCAGCCCUGGGAGUUCACCUAAAAGACCUCAUGGCUCUGCAUGUGGCUCUGCCUGACUGGUCUAACAAAACCAGAGGUGUCAUAAAUAUCUCUAAAAUGCGCCAGGUCUAUAAGGUUGUUCAAGAACUGACUGAAGCCCAGAGAUUAGAACCUCCCGUGAAAGCCAACUCUGACCUUCUCAACUUGCUAACGGUAUCUCUAGACCAGUAUCGUUCAGAGGAUGAGAUAUACCAACUAUCUCUGCAAAGAGAACCAAGAACAAGGUCACCGAAAAUACCCAUUAAGUCACCAGCUUCCCCUUCACAUCCUAUGGAAGAAUGGGCUUUGGUCAAAGCAAAACCUGAUGAAUCUUUGUUAUGUCAGCACAUAGAGAAAAUGGUGGAGGCUUAUCACUGGCCUACACCAUGGCAAAGGCUGUAG
Messenger RNA from Rana temporaria (common frog), 1662 nucleotides. It is a transcript of the gene RASGRP2, whose product is annotated as RAS guanyl releasing protein 2. Bases 355 to 1662 code for a protein of 435 amino acids. NCBI's taxonomy places the organism in Eukaryota, Metazoa, Chordata, Amphibia, Anura, Ranidae. Gene Ontology annotation, cellular component: plasma membrane. The record is from RefSeq and is a predicted model, not a curated record. Gene Ontology annotation, molecular function: guanyl-nucleotide exchange factor activity. The transcript has 12 exons. Gene Ontology annotation, biological process: positive regulation of GTPase activity; Ras protein signal transduction.